UUAAAUUGUAAAUUAAUAGAUUCGGCGAUGGAAUCCAGAUGGAAGACUAGCCCCGACUAACCCCUCUGUAGUUUGUACAAGUCAGCACGAGUGCCGAACGACCUAACGCUUCUCCACCCCCUAGCGCUGUCAUGCGCCACCGCCCAAUCAGGGCCGGCGUGAUGGCGAGAGGGGCGGGUACCUGGAUCAAAUCACCAGGCACCAUGGCUGUGGCCGGCUCGGGCGGAGUGCCCUUCAGGUCAGUGAGUUGCGGUCGCGGACGGAAAUGGGGGAAAGCGAGGGGAAGUACGGAGUACGGAGGAAAUGGCAUAUUAAUAGAAACUCCAGGAUGUGCGAGGGUACCUGAAAAAGCGCAAGAGUGGGAGGCCACUCAGGCGACUGGUAGAAAGGCAAAAUGAGGUCAGUAACUGACUGACCUGCUGGAAGCGGUAUGGCUUCUGAUCCUGUUCUGUGGACGGAGGCCGGACAGACCCGAAUUGACUUUCCAACUGUACCAGCUACCGAUCCAAGGCCUCC
Aspergillus sclerotioniger CBS 115572 is the source of this 516-nucleotide messenger RNA. RefSeq lists its product as uncharacterized. The coding region runs from base 132 to 398 and encodes 88 amino acids. Lineage: Eukaryota; Fungi; Ascomycota; Eurotiomycetes; Eurotiales; Aspergillaceae. The transcript has a single exon. The record is from RefSeq and is a predicted model, not a curated record.